This is a messenger RNA of Tauraco erythrolophus (red-crested turaco), 2108 nucleotides long. NCBI's taxonomy places the organism in Eukaryota, Metazoa, Chordata, Aves, Musophagiformes, Musophagidae. The record is from RefSeq and is a predicted model, not a curated record.
ACCCGACACUCAGCACCGGGGCCCUGCUGCUCAUUCAGAGAAUGAUCUUCCAGAGCAGGAGGAAGAAAUCCUGGGAUCAGAUGACGACGAACAAGAGGAUCCAAAUGACUACUGUAAAGGUGGUUAUCACCUUGUGAAAAUAGGAGAUCUAUUUAAUGGACGAUACCAUGUGAUUCGGAAGCUUGGAUGGGGCCACUUCUCCACUGUGUGGCUAGCUUGGGACAUCCAAGGGAGGAGAUUUGUGGCAAUGAAGGUGGUGAAGAGUGCAGAGCACUACACAGAAACAGCACUGGAUGAAAUCAAGUUGCUAAAAUCGGUCCGCAACAGUGAUCCAAAUGAUCCAAGUAAAGAGCGAGUGGUUCAGUUAUUGGAUGACUUCAAGAUUUCAGGAGUUAAUGGUUCUCAUAUCUGUAUGGUGUUUGAAGUUCUAGGGCAUCAUCUCCUGAAGUGGAUCAUCAAGUCAAAUUAUCAGGGGCUUCCACUUCCUUGCGUCAAAAAGAUCAUCAAACAGGUUCUUCAGGGUCUGGAUUACUUGCACACAAAAUGUCGAAUCAUUCAUACAGAUAUUAAACCUGAGAACAUUCUUCUCUGCGUUAACGACCAGUAUAUCCGCAGACUGGCUGCAGAAGCAACAGAGUGGCAGAGAUCUGGGGCUCCUCCACCAUCUGGCUCUGCAGUGAGCACUGCACCACAGCCAAAACCAGCUGACAAAAUGUCAAAGAACAAAAAAAAGAAGUUGAAAAAGAAGCAGAAACGGCAGGCCGAGCUGUUAGAGAAGCGAAUGCAAGAGAUAGAGGAAAUGGAGAAGGAAGCAAGCCCUGGGCAGACCCAGCCCGAUGAGGAGGAAGAAGCUCAGAGCCCUCUGGAAAUGCUCAUAAAAGUUAGUCCACCAGAGGAAAACGUCAGCAAAAAGACAGCCGAAGUCGUCGUACAAGAGCAAUCCAUUGUAAUGGAAAGCAGCGUGGAAAAAUGCGUAACAGAAAUAAACUGCAACGGAGUGAUACAAAUGACGGACUUCCCAGACUCCGGCAAUCAAGGGUCUGUGCGGCUUGAGGACGACCUUCAUAACGCCAAUGACUCUGGUGAUCACCCUGGCACGCAGAAGGAGGAGAACUUCCACAGUUGUAACUACGGUCAGUGCAACGGUGACCCGGAGAACAGGCCUCCAGAAGCCAUGUCGGACUCGUUCGUGCCCUUAGUUUCAGAAGAUUCCAUGGUGUGUCAGCCCACGUCCAACGAAGAGCGAUCGCUCAGUGAGCAGGAGAUGAACCAUUUGCAAGAAAGCAUCCGGACAGAGACACCUUCAGAGGACGAGAAUGAGAAUAACAGCCCAUCAGACAACAAAGGAAAAUCAACUGCUGGGAAUUUCCUUCUUAAUCCUCUUGAGCCCAAGAAUGCAGAUAAGCUCAAAGUGAAGAUAGCUGACCUAGGAAAUGCCUGCUGGGUGCACAAGCACUUCACUGAGGACAUCCAGACAAGACAGUACCGCUCCCUGGAGGUGUUGAUAGGGUCGGGGUACAACACUCCUGCCGACAUCUGGAGCACGGCGUGCAUGGCCUUUGAGUUGGCAACAGGAGACUAUCUCUUCGAGCCUCACUCUGGGGAAGAUUACUCACGGGAUGAAGAUCACAUUGCAUUGAUCAUAGAACUUCUGGGGAAGAUACCUCGCAAGCUCGUUUUGGCAGGAAAAUAUUCCAAGGAGUUUUUCACCAAAAAAGGUGAUCUGAAGCACAUCACCAAACUGAAGCCCUGGGGCCUUUUCGAAGUCUUGGUGGAAAAAUACGAGUGGUCCCAAGAUGAGGCAGCUGCAUUCACAGACUUCUUAUUACCAAUGUUGGAGCUGAUGCCAGAGAAACGAGCUACAGCAGCAGAGUGUCUCAGGCACCCCUGGCUUAACUCAUAGAGGCUUCAACCCAACAGUCCUACACUCUGGUUUACAGCAUAGCGUACACGCACCCAGCUGCCCCUUCCCACAUCCUUUUUUUUUUUUUUUUUUUUUCUUUCAAGGCUUCCCAAUUUUUUGAUAAAAUUCCUGCUGAGUUUGCUUGUGUGACUCAAUGGGGGACUCUCCUCAGCCAGUGGGCAUCAUCUGUGUUUCACCUCAAUUG